Messenger RNA from Hipposideros armiger (great roundleaf bat), 3939 nucleotides. RefSeq names its product LysM domain containing 4 (gene LYSMD4). The record is from RefSeq and is a predicted model, not a curated record. NCBI's taxonomy places the organism in Eukaryota, Metazoa, Chordata, Mammalia, Chiroptera, Hipposideridae. The transcript is spliced from 3 exons. Bases 1120 to 1944 code for a protein of 274 amino acids.
GGUCGUUCCUUUCUGGAAUGUUGGGAUCCAGCCUGUCUAAGCGCAGAGGCGGGCCGCUCCCCGUUUUUUGUUUUUUAUAUUUUGUGUCCACUCGUGAUUGGGGGCCCUCCUUUCACGGCAGGGAGACUGAGGGAAACUGAGGCCUGGGAGCCGCCCGUAUCCCCUGCAGGCCCCGAAGGCGCGGCCCCAAUGUCGGGCCGCCGCCUCCCUCCUCUGGGCCGGCGGGGGGCUCUAGAGUGCGGAGGAGGGAGUUUGGGAGCCGACCCACUCGGGUAGGGGAGGGGUCGCGCCGGGUCCACGGGUUCUCCAUGAAAGGGUCGCUUCCCUGUGGCUCCGGAGGGCCGGGACGCCAACUCUUUUUGCGGCUGUCAUUCCCAUAUUGGAGAUUUCAUUUCUGGCCUCUGAUUCGGUCAAUUUGGAGAGGGGAAAAGGGAUAUGGUGGCUUUUGCACUUGGCUGAAAGCGAAAAUCACAACCAGACAUCGGAUGUAAUGAAGGCAAAGGGGCUUGUGAGAAACUGGACGAAUUUCUUACGUUGGCAGGAAUUUUCCCCUAACGCACCCUACACAGUAUAUCAUUUAAGCUGUUUCAAAAUCAAAGUAUUUUACUCUUAGUUUUUCUAAGCAAGUGGCCUUAGUGACGAUACUUUGAAAUGUGUAAAGUUGAACGAGAAUUUUUUUGUACAAUGGUUCUGAAUUAAGAUUCUCAGUGCAAGGAUCCCAGCUACUAAUUUACUACUUGGAGACCGCAAAGUUGUUUAUAUAUGUGGGUUUGGGGGAGACACAGGUGUGGAUGAGGAAUAAGGGGAGAAGGGGGGUCCUUUUGCGUUCUGCGCAAAAUAAUGCAAUUAGAAGAUAAAUGGUGUUUUUAUUUGCCUCUCACUUUCCAUUUCAGCAUAAACCCCUUCUGUUUUGUGCUGAUGGUAUUUUUUCAGUAUUUACAAUGAUUAGGGAAAAGAGGACCUCUAACAAGACGCUUCACUUUAAUGUUUUGUGUGGAAUUAACCCUGGGGUUUGGUUUUCAGUUAAGAAAAUGAGGCACAAGGGAAUGUUAACCAAGACCUUCCAAGGCCCAGCCAGGGUCUGUAGGACUCCGACCAGCCAAGUUUACAUGUUUGAGAAUGGCAGUGGGGACUCAGGGGACUCCUCAGAGGAAGAGUCCCACCGUGUGGCUCUGCGGCCCCGGGGCAAGGAGCGCCAGAAGCAGAGUGCCCACCACCCUCAGCAGCCGGGAGCAGGGAACGUGGUGCUGCUGCAGCGGGAGCUGGCCCAGGAGGACAGCCUCAACAAGCUCGCUCUUCAGUAUGGCUGCCAAAGUGAUUACCAAUGGCAAAGUCGCAGAUAUCAAGAAAGCCAACAACUUCAUCAGAGAACAAGACUUAUAUGCUUUGAAGUCUAUUAAGAUUCCAGUGAAAAUCCAUGGGAUCCUAACAGAGACCCAGAAGGAGCUCAGACCCCUCCUGAGCACCUCAUCAGAGACCAGAGUGACCUUUGAGGAGCUGCCAGACCCAGCCCGAGCGACCGUAAGCGCCAGCGCCCCGUCCAGCCCGCUGACGGCUUUCUUUAAGGGCAUUGACCAGAAUAUCCAGCAUGCCGUGCAGUCCGAAAUCUUUAUACAUGAGAGUUACUGCGGAGAGACCUCCGGCCAGCCGCUCCUCCCCGCUCCUCCAAAGACACCGACAAAUGGGGCCGACUGCGGCAUUCAGUGGUGGAAUGCUGUUUUCAUCAUGCUUCUUAUUGGGAUUGUUUUACCAGUGUUUUAUUUGGUCUAUUUUAAAAUGCAAGCCACCGGCGAGAUCCCUAGUAGCUUGAACACAACUGCCGUCCCCAAUGGCUCGAUGGCAAUGAGCGCAGUUGUGGGGCACACCCCCAAACUGGUGAUUGCGGUGCCGGCCAUCCCCUCUCCCGAAAGCCAGUUCAGGCAAACCCCCUGGGUGGGCAACUAGCUGUGGUGGUUUCUGCUGAGCCGGGCUGUAGCUGGGCCCCUGCUGUGUGUCAGCUGACAAUGGCCACGUCCUAGGGUGCUGCAUUCACUUUUGUGACACAUGGACACGUCUCAGAAGCCACCAGUGUGUUCUCAAGUACCAUUCACCCUAAUAAAUAGCCUCACCUAAUCCAGGAUGGCGGAGCCAAAAUGGCAGCACCCUCAGCCUCCUGCAUCCGGAAAGGUGUGAUCAGAGGCAUAUACACGUGACAGAUGCCGUUUCUUCGCACAUAGUGGACUGGCCAUGAGUGUCUUCACAGUAGCACGGUGUGCGCCCCCAGGUUGGACGUGCUCGGAUGAAGAGGCACGGCCUUGGCAAACAGACCUGUGGCAUGGGAGCUCCUGGGGUCGGCUUUGGUCGCCUGGCUGUUGGCAGUGUCUCCUGCUUGCUGUGGAGGGAUGACAGGCUCUGUCAAAUGGUGUUCUCUGGCAAAGGUGUCAUGCUGUCCGAUAGUGGUGAACGUCACCCAGUUCUAGAGCGUGCCAGACUACAGUAACAGUAACAUCCUGCUUUGUUUUUGCCCCACCAUUUAGUCUUUUUGAGGCAGGGUCACUGCUAAAAUGGGAAACACCCCAAAUCCUAAUUGCUAUAAUACUGAGCAAACAGUAAUUCUGAUCCUUGUGCUUUUAGAGCUCCCUAGUCUGACAUACGGGUGUGUCACGCUGCUGCAUGGUGUGGCCAGCACCUCCUGGCCAGGACAUUUGGGGGCUGUUGCCCACUUUCACCUGAGGACACCCCCACAGCAGUCGCUGACUGGAUGCCCUGUCAGUACUCUUGGAAGGAGUGCUUGGUGGUCAGUGUCAGGAGCUGAGUAGCGAGAAGGAUGAGUGACAAUCGCCGAGGUGCCACCAUGGGACGCUUCUAAGGCCACACAGUCGCGGGCCCGGCAUUGCCAAGACCAGCAGCCCCAUGCACACCUGGCGGGGUGGUGCAGGAAGAGUGGGGGGCUUCCUGUUGUCUCCCCGAUUCCAUUCUGAGGAUUUCUAGAGCCAUAGGGUGAGAACAGGGGUCUGUGUUUUGGGGGUGAAUGACACUUUGUACAGUGGAGCUCAUAACGUUCGAAGACCAGACUCUUAAUGGAGGGCUGAGAGGUGACCCUUGUGAACGGCCGUAGAAAGAGGGGCCUGACCCCUGCCAGCCUGAGGCUUGCCGGGCUCCCAUUCAGGGCAGCAGUAGUGCUCGGUGCAGGGACUGCAGAGGGGUCAUGGGCUGGUCUCUGAGGACCUGCGGGGGGCCGGGGGGGCGGGCUGGCUGAGAGCCUGCUGUGGCAGGAGCCCACCUUGGUCCCACUGAGGAGUGGAACUAGGUUAGUGGCUUAGCCUCAGAGACGCCUGUCUCCAGGAAGGAGAAUGCGGAGCUUUGGGCAUGGCUUAGGGCUUUGCUCAUGAGGCCGAAGGAUAAACUGAGGUCUCAUGUAAGAGCAUGGGAGUAUGGCAGAGGAGGUCUUGAGAGGGACUUCCCAUGUCCCUCUCCUCUCAGUUUGGUGACAAAUGAUUCGCCCUGGGUUCAAUGACUAAAUUAAAGUAUCUUCAAAAUUAAAUGUGGUCGUCAAAACCAAAAUGGUCUUCAGGAUAAAGUGAACGUGGGAACCGUUGGUACAGGAAGCGUUUUGAUUAUUGGAAUGCUUUUCCGCCACAUGUUUGUUCACUGUUUCCCUGAGGGCCACAGCUUUCUCUAUGUGACAUCAUUCCUUUCACUAGGCGGGGCUCAGAGUCAUAUGGGGAAACGACUUGCCAGGCAAAGAAUGAACAACCAUAUCCUUCCUUUAUUCGAAUGGAAUAAAAUCAUUUCUUCUGUGAAGGAAAAUUGAUUCCUCUUUUUUUUAACUUGGGGGUUGAGAAUCAAGAACGAAAAGAUGGGGGACAGUGUUGGCGAAGAUGGAGGCGUCUGCUAUGUCCAGGGGAUGGGGCCUGUCCAGGCUUGUACCCCAGGUUACCCCAACAGGUGAGAACAGAA